AUGCCUGCCAACCAACGCCAGCCGGCGGCGCAGCCUCCGCCAUCGCCUAACGCCAAGGCCACGGCCAGGUACACGAACAAGGAUGGCUCAAAGAUCAUCACCGUACCCAAGUCUGCUCAAAGCACCGAUGCUUCCCAGCCCUCCACGCCGACGACCACGACCAAGGCCCCCGUGUUACCAGCGACGAACGGGACCAGCCCCGUCGAUCAGGAACCCGCCCCAGCGGUCAAUCGUAAAAAGCAGAAGAGGCGAGCAAAGCUUGCUGCCAAGGCCGCUGCCGAGCAGGCGGCAGCUGCGACGAACACAACUUCUGAGCCCGUGCCUCCGACCACGCCUUCCGCCGCGCCGAAGCCCAGCCCAUCCACUCGCCAAGAUGAAGUGGAGCCCGAAGCGACCGAUGAGGAGGAGGAUAGGGAAGGAGACAAUCACGCCAAUACCAACGGCACGACGUCUGGCAAGUCAAAAAAGUCCAGGAAGAAGAAGAAGAAGAACGGCGUCGCGCAAGCCGCUGCCGACGAUCCCCAAUCAGCCAAUGUCCCGCCGCCUGCCACAGAAUCCCACCCGCUCCCACCACGAGGCCCUGGUAUCUCCAAGGAGAAGAUCUGGAACACGAGCUCACAGGAGGAGCGAGAGCGGAUCAAGGAGUUUUGGCUUGGCCUCGGUGAGGAGGAUCGCAAGUCGUUGGUCAAGGUCGAGAAGGACGCUGUGCUGCGCAAAAUGAAGGAACAGCAAAAGCACACGUGCAGCUGCACCGUCUGCGGCCGCAAGCGUACCGCCAUAGAAGAGGAACUGGAGGGCCUGUACGACGCGUACUAUGAGGAGCUCGAACAGUUUGCCAACCAAGCCGAUGGUCCUCCGCUGCCGCGCGACUUCCCGAUACGCGGCCGCAUAGCGAGUGCCUACGCAAGGCAACCGCCGUCACGGGGUCGCAUAGUUGAACACGUCGGGGACGACGAAGACGACGAGGAACUUGACUAUAGCGGCGAGGAGGACGACGAAGAAGAAGACGAAGAGGACGUUGACGAGGACGACGACUAUAGCGAAGACGAACCUCCAGAAGAUGUCCAUCCUCAUGACCGCGACAUGGCUGACUUCCUGACUUUCGGUAACAGCCUACAAGUCAAGGGUAUGCAGCUCCUCGACUCUCUCCUCUGCAGUUAUGGUAACAUGGACUUAGGUGGCAUACUCACCGUUGCGGAUGACCUACUCAAGAACGACGGCAAGCGCUUCAUCGAAAUGAUGGAACAGCUGGCCGAACGACGCAUGGCUCGCGAGGAGGAUGCCCGAGAUGCCCGCGCCUUUGGUCACCCCGCCGCGAACGGCACGUACGGCGGUCACACCCAUCCUCCGCCGGAAGACGAAUACGACGACGAGGAUGAGGAUGAUGACGAGUAUGACGAUGAUAGUCAGGACGAGGGCUAUGAUGAUGAAGAAGUGAGCUCCAGUCACCAUGCGCAUGAUCACAGUCACGGUACUGAGCAUUAUUGUUGCCAUCAUCAGGACACCAUGACCGAGGAACAACGCAUGGAAGAAGGCCGCCGCAUGUUCCAGAUCUUCGCGGCCCGCAUGUUCGAGCAGCGCGUCCUCACGGCGUAUCGCAACAUGGUCGCCCAGCAACGGCAGAACAAACUGCUAGAAGAGCUCGACGAAGAGCAACGACAGGAUGCUCAGCGGAAGGCCAAGAAGGCCAAAGACGCCCAGCGACGCAAAGACAAGGCCGCCCUGAAGAAGCAGGCCCUGGCCGAAGACAAGGCUCGCCGAGAGGCUGCCAAGGCAGCCGAGGAGGCAGCACGACUGGAGGAGCAGCAACGACGAGCCGAGGAGCAGCGGCAAAAGGCCGAGGAGAAGCGACGAAAGAAGGACGAGCAGAAACGACUGGAAGAAGAAGACCGUCAGCGUAAGGAGGCUGAGCGCCAACGACGAGCCCAGGAGCAGAUGGACAAACGCGCGGAGCAAGAUCGCAAGGUGCGUGAGGCUAAGGAGAAGGAGAAGAGGCUCAAGGAUGAGGCCCGCCUUCGAGAUAAGGAGGUCAAAGAGCAGCGAGAGAGGGAACACCGCGAGAAGAAGGAGCGCUUGGAGCAGGGGAAGCUGGACAGGGAGGCCAAGGCUCGCACAGACCGGGAGGCGAAGGCCAAGGUCGACAAGGAUAUCCAAGACCGCCGCAAGCAGGACGAGAAGGCCACGCAAAAGACGGCCGCACUUGCUGCCGCCGCUGCCGCCGCCGCCGCUGCUCCAACGCCCGUCCAGGCUCCAGCACGGCGGGCAUCCCACAACCUCGUGCCUGUCCCAGCCGCCUUGCCGCAACACCCGCCGAACCAGGCUUCCUUUGCGUCGCCGAAGAUUGCGGUCGCGACGCCUGCUCUGCCAAAAGCUCCGACGCCCAUUCGACCGAAGAACGCGCCCCAGUCUCAGGAUGUCAGCACCGGCAGCUCCGUUAUCGGCUCACAGGCCUCCCAGGCCGGUUCAGCACCGAGCCAGAACCCGUCACCACACUCGGCAACUCCAGCACACCCAAGCCCGCACCCCUUUAUCGCCCAACGAAAGGGCAGCGGUGUUCCUCCGCUGCAGCCACAGUCCGUAUCUCCGCCACACGCCAAAGGCCCCAACGCAGGACCGUUUGGCAUGCCUCCCGGCAUCUCUCACCCGCCUGGAUUCCCGAUGCCACCUCCGGGUCUGGCCCACCGACCUCCGCCACACGAUCCCAUGUUUGCUCAGUUUGGAGGAUUUCGGCCGCCCCCUGGCAUGGGAAUGCCUGGACCUCCAGGUCUCAACGGCAUGAAUGGGCCUCCGGGCAGGGGUUUUCCGAUGCCGCAUCCGCCUCCAGGCUUCUCUCAGCCUUUCGGCGAGCCCAUGCCGCCGAAUGGACCUCCUCAUGUAUCGCACACGCGCCAAUCGUCAGGCGGCUUCGAAAGCGGCCCUUCCAUGGCUUCGCAGCCCAUAGGACGGCCUGCGCCGAUUGGUCGACCAGGCAGCGUAGUCCACGGGCAGGGAUUAGACCAGGUAGAUGAUGUCUCCGACCAGCACCUUGGCAGCAGCGCCUUGCUCGACGAUUCGGAGGAGCCCAUUCGGGCGGCCACUACGAGACAACUACACCAGGCACCUGGACCUGGUCCUCGACAGGCUUUCCCCAGCACACCGUUUGGUAUGGACGCCGGCAUGCACCUGCAGAGUAAUCCAUGGAGUAACCCGUCGCCCUUCGCCGCGUUUGGCCCGCCGCCCGGUCUUGGUGGCCCAACCUGGGGCAACCCUUUGGCAGCUAUUCCGCCCAUGCCAUCUCUGGCAAAUCUCCGGACAGGAGGCAAUCCUCGGUCUGUCGCCGUGCGACGCAUGCUCUGCCGCGUUUGCAAGGAGUUGCAAGGCAGGGGAGUGGACGGCACGGACGGCUUCGCGGACUUGAAUAUCAUCAUGAGCGAGGUGGAACAGCUCAACCGCAUGGAAGGCGUCAGCCGUGAGGUCAUAUCGGAAUCGGAGAUUCUAGACCUCGCAGAGACAGAGGGUACGCCACACAACGGCGGAGGCGUUUUCGAUAUCCGCAAGGAUGUCAGGGGCCCCGGCAAACAUGCGGUACGUUGGAUGCCAGACCUCGUCGGCGACAUGGCACAGCCACCUCGUGCCGUGGGCGAAAUUGGCAGCCCGGUCAUUGGCACCGGUCAUCCUGCAUUCCCCAUGCGAGGAUCGUAG
Verticillium nonalfalfae is the source of this 3681-nucleotide messenger RNA. RefSeq names its product Stress response protein nst1 (gene NST1). The coding region runs from base 1 to 3681 and encodes 1226 amino acids. NCBI's taxonomy places the organism in Eukaryota, Fungi, Ascomycota, Sordariomycetes, Glomerellales, Plectosphaerellaceae. The transcript has a single exon. The record is from RefSeq and is a predicted model, not a curated record.